Danaus plexippus (monarch butterfly) is the source of this 2281-nucleotide messenger RNA. It is a transcript of the gene Inv, whose product is annotated as homeobox protein invected-like. Gene Ontology annotation, cellular component: nucleus. Gene Ontology annotation, molecular function: DNA-binding transcription factor activity, RNA polymerase II-specific; RNA polymerase II cis-regulatory region sequence-specific DNA binding. Gene Ontology annotation, biological process: regulation of transcription by RNA polymerase II; neuron differentiation; multicellular organism development. The transcript is spliced from 6 exons. Bases 251 to 1687 code for a protein of 478 amino acids. The record is from RefSeq and is a predicted model, not a curated record. NCBI's taxonomy places the organism in Eukaryota, Metazoa, Arthropoda, Insecta, Lepidoptera, Nymphalidae.
UUCGCGGAUAACGGACCGCGGCCCUCAUCACCACGACGAGGUUUUAAUUAAAACAACUGUCAAAUUUUUCAUAUUAAAACGUCACGCGGUGAUCGGUUUUUUGGCGCGAAUUCGUGUGUUCCUUUUUUUUUUUUUUCGUUAUAAUGCGUCAGUGUCUGUGAUCGCACUGUGAAGUUUUGGUUCCAAAGAGGUUUAAUAAGUGAGUUCACUGUCUGGAUUAUAUUUGAGAUGGCGUAAGGAUCCCAACAAAAUGGCGGCCGUCACCGCACAUCUGGAUCAGAUCAAGAUCCAGGAUCCUAGCGACGAGGAUCCAGAGCCGUACUCCCCAAACACCAGAGACACGACCAGCCCCGACUACGAGGAGAAAGACAGACCAGUACAUUCAUCCUCGUUCUCCAUCCACAACGUCCUAAAGAAAGAAAGAGAUAGCCCGGAGAAUGUGUUCUCCACUGACAAACUGCUGCAGAAUACGCCUAAUUUCGAGGAAGGUUCGAGAAAUUCCAGUAUUAGUCCAAGGUUGGACGAUGAUCACGAGAGAGCUGAUAUCAGUGUUGACGACUCCUGCUGCAGUGACGACACCGUGUUGUCGGUUGGCAACGAAGCGCCUGUGUUCGACAAAGCACCAGAGGCCCAAGGAAUAACCACCUUCAAACACAUUCAGACCCACCUAAAUGCUAUAUCCCAGUUAAGCCACAACCUAACUAUGAACCAGCCCCUCCUUCUGCGACCGAAUCCGAUAGCACCAAACCCAUUGAUGUUCCUCAACCAGCCGAUGAUGUUCCAAAACCCUCUGAUGAAUCACGAGCUCAAAGCCAAUGUACCUCGAAUGCCGAUAGCCCAGAACAGCCUGAACAUGAGCCAGUUCAAUAUAAACUUCGGGAGCAAGUCCCACAAGAGCGACGAAAACCGACACCAAAAUCAGAACUACUCUCCAAAAUCUCCAGACAAUGAAUCGGAGAGGGACUUCAUAAACCAGAGCUGUCUGAAAUUCAGUAUAGACAACAUCCUGAAAGCUGACUUCGGCAGGCGGAUCACGGAUCCUCUGACCAAGCGAAAAACUUCGAAAGCGAGGCAGUACGAGAAGACCAGCCCCGUGAAGGAAGUGACUCCGGUGAAAGAAGUGGAGGCGAGGGUCCCGGAAGUAAAGCCAGCUGAUAAGGGCGCGAUAGACCUCUCAAAAGCCGAUGACAGUGGAAGCAACGCUUCAUCCACUCCCGGUACGACUGGUGAAGGUCCCAUGGUGUGGCCGGCCUGGGUGUACUGCACCAGAUAUAGCGACAGACCGAGUUCCGGACGAAGUAAGUACGGGUCGAGGUCUGGGCAGCAAAGUCCUCGUACGAGACGACCUAAGAAGCCACCCGGAGAAGGAUGCUCGUCUGAUGAGAAGAGACCCAGAACCGCCUUCUCCGGCCCACAGCUCGCUAGACUCAAGCACGAGUUCGCGGAGAACCGCUACCUGACGGAGAGGAGGAGGCAGGCGCUGGCCGCGGAGCUGGGGCUGGCGGAGGCUCAGAUCAAGAUCUGGUUCCAGAACAAGAGGGCCAAGAUCAAGAAGGCCUCGGGCCAGAGGAACCCGCUGGCGCUGCAGCUCAUGGCGCAGGGGCUGUACAACCACAGCACCAUACCGUUGACGAAGGAGGAGGAGGAGUUAGAAAUGAAGGCCAGGGAGAGGGAGCAGAGGAAUUGAGAGGAAUCCGGAGGAAGAUCAUAACAAAGAUAUUUUCAAUAGCUGUCCGCACUUGACAUAAAAGUGACAAAGUACAUAGGUACAUAGAUAUAGACGGACAUUUAAUUAAAUAUAUUAAUGUAUAAACAUCGGCUGAACCUAAAUCGGUGUAACUUUGUUCGAGGCUAAACCCUGUAAAUAUUCCGAUAGGAAUCCGCUUGAAGUUUCUAUCGGAAUGUAAAAAAAAAAUGCGUGUGUUUCUUUUUUUUGUAAUUUAUAAGAGAUCUUGCCAUUUAAUGUAAAAUAAUAGUAGUAUUGUAAAUAUUGUAAGUUAGUUAAGUUAUUUAUUGUGCAAUGUAGCUGUAUCUAAAUAUAUUGACAAUGUUUUUGAGAAUAUAAAAACUAUCAACUUGAAAGUAUUGUUAAUAACCCUUACCACGAGUUUAAAAACAACUAGAUACGGAUAGUUUCACGUUCUUCAUUUAUAUGUUCUGUCAUGAUAGCAGGUAUAAGGUGUUAAUGAUAUGGAAACUAUCCGUAUUUAGUUGGCGGAAAGGACUAAUGGUAAGCAUAUUGAAUUAGUUAAAAACCAUUAAAAAGAAUUAGAAAUAUAUA